This is a messenger RNA of Alosa sapidissima (American shad), 2775 nucleotides long. RefSeq names its product microfibril associated protein 3 like (gene mfap3l). The coding region runs from base 314 to 1531 and encodes 405 amino acids. The transcript has 4 exons. NCBI's taxonomy places the organism in Eukaryota, Metazoa, Chordata, Actinopteri, Clupeiformes, Clupeidae. The record is from RefSeq and is a predicted model, not a curated record.
AUGAUGCAGGGACACGAAAGCAGAACAUUGUGCCCCGUUUGGAAAUGACUGUGAUGUGGCAGUGUUGGUUGGUUCCCUAUAUUGACUUGCGUUGGUGCAUGCUCAGUUACAUCCGACCUAGUUCUGCUGAAGAACUGAGAAUGCAGUCAGUGUGAGAUGAUGGUUGGGGAAACCUCGAUCUAAUGUCAGCAACGGGAACGCACGAAGAGACGGGGGUGAACGCAAACAGCUCGUUACUUUCUGUAGUCGCUACCUGCAGAUAGCUUGUCGACAUACGAUGGAAACUCGUGUGGAGUGACAUUAUUCUUGGAUUAUGAGCAACCGACAGUCAUCAAAAAUGAAUGGGCUAAACGGAUACGCAAUCCUUGUCCUGGUAUCCUUUGUCAGCCUUCUUACCACAGGGGCCUUUGAGUCGCUGGAGUCUCCGGCAGACGACGGGAACAGUACGGCAAACGGGACGUCAACUCUAGAUGGCGGCCUGGUCCCUAUGGUGCUAACGACAAUAAACCAGAUCAUCGCUCGAGAAGGAAACUGCGUUCUCAUAGACUGCAACAUCACCGGCGAGCCUUUCCCCAAUGUAGAGUGGUUUAACUCUCAUGGUCAACAACUGCUUGACACUGAAAGUGGCAAGUGGCGUAUCCUGGACAACGGCGUCCUUAACAUCACCAGCAUCACCUUCGCCGACCGCGGGCGCUACAAGUGCGUCGCGUCCAACCCGCUGGGCUCGGCCUCGGGUUCGGUGACGGUGCGCGUGGUGUUCACGAACGGCGACAUGGGCGUCUACUACGUGGCGGUGUGCCUGGCCACCUUCUCCAUCAUCAUGGUGCUCAACGUGACGCGCCUGUGCAUGAUGAGCUCGCACCUGAAGAAGACGGAGCAGGCCAUCAACGAGUUCUUCCGCACGGAGGGAGCCGAGAAGCUGCAGAAGGCCUUCGAGGUGGCCAAGCGCAUCCCCAUCAUCACCUCCGCCAAGACACUGGAGUUGGCCAAGGUGACGCAGUUCAAGACCAUGGAGUUUGCGCGCUACAUCGAGGAGCUGGCGCGCAGCAUCCCCCUGCCCCCGCUCAUCCUCAACUGCCGCACGCUGGUCGAGGAGCUGCUGGAGGUGGUCGGCGUCGAGGAGAUGAGGCACCAGUUUGUCCGACAGGCGUCCGAAGGGCACUACGCCUCGGCCGGUGGAAUGGGCCCGGCGGGCGCGCUGGCGGUCAGCGGGUUAGGGAGGGUGUUGAUGCCGGCGGGGGAAGGGGACGUGUUCACGAUCCUGAGCGAGAGGGAGCGGGAGCGGAGCGGCUCGCCCACGGCCGACUCGGAUGACGCCUCGCUGCACGAGCAGCCUCAGCACAUGGCCAUCCAGGUGUCGGUGCACCCCCAGCUGGCCUGCGUGGCCCCGCCCCUCGCCGCCUUACCCCUGCCCGCCGAGGCCGAGUCUGAACAGGAAGAGGAGGAGCCUGUUGAAUCGCCAGGGCCGGAGGCACCCGUCGACGCGGCAGCACAGCCCAGCCCGCAGGUCAUCUACGAAAGCCAUGUGUGAUGACGCCCGACCUACCACUUGGGGGGGGGGAAUGUCCUCGCUGCUAUGCAUUUCAAGAAACAUGGGUCAAAAAAAAAAAACAACUCUUAAAACUUCUGCUGUUUAAUUUUUCCAUUAUAUGUCACAUUUUUUUCAGACAUAAGAUUUGUAAUGUCAAGUCUCUAUAUAUGAUCCAUUCAGCUAGAGAAUUACAGAACCCCUGUGUUUUCUCCUCCUUGUUUCAGGACUAUAUUCAUGUUGAAUGUAUAGGAGAGAAAGAAGGAGAUGUGGAAAGCCUCAUGCCUCAAUCUGAAUGGGUUACCACACGGCUGAAUGUCCACUGGCUCUUAGGACACCAUAGGUCACCUUACACUUUUUUCAUCUGUUUCUGUUUUCAUAAUUUCCUUACUUAUAUUCUAGUCAUUAUUUAAACAUCAUUGUUGUAAUACAAUCUCUAAAAUCUAUGGCUAAAUCCAUUGAAAGCACACUGAAGGGUUUAUAAUAAAUCAAUAAGUAAAGAACCACAAAAGCCAAACCAAAUGAGCCAUUUGUAAACAGUCGCCCCAUGAGGGCUUGACCUUGAAUGCAUGUAAAAACGCAUGUUUGCUCAGCUUACAUAGGACUUUGAGACAGACCAGAAAUUAUGUUUUUAGGUGUUUCUUUUUUUCCCAGUGUGCAAUCUUGAAUUAGAAUUUUGAUUAUCUUCAUCUAACAAAAGAGAGGUGUUCUUCCUCAACACUGGUUUCACACUGACUUGGGUGGAAUGGAUGACAUUAAGGAAAUAUUAACUUUCUCUUAAGAAGCAUCAUCCAUACGUUGAAUGUUCACAGUAGCCCAUUUUGCCAGUAUUAUUAUUAUUAUUAUUAUUAUUAUUAUUUUCUCACUUUUAAGUUUUAUUUUUUAAAUGCACAGCUAGACUUUAAAUCUCCCCCCUCCCCUUUAGUUUAACGUCAGUGAAUAUAUGAUUGUGCAAUUUUUUUUCUUUUAAUCUUUUCUUUUUAUCUCUUCAUCCCUGUUCAGUCUUCUGACUGCUGCAUGCUGUAUCUAGGAAGGACGUUUGAGGGGUGGGGGUGGGGAGGGCUCUGGAGAGAUUAAGUCUUUUGCUAAGAAUUUUCUUGUGAUUUGUAUUUGAGAUCUGGGCAGAAAUCUUGGGGCAUGAAAGGAGUUAGGGGACUUUGCUGUUACUCUCUUAAAAUGCCUCUUUUUCCCUCUUCUCCCUUCUUUUUGUAGUGGAAUUAAAAAAAGAAACCAUCUGCUGUGUAAAA